Tachysurus vachellii is the source of this 1806-nucleotide messenger RNA. It is a transcript of the gene bub1bb, whose product is annotated as BUB1 mitotic checkpoint serine/threonine kinase Bb. Gene Ontology annotation, molecular function: protein kinase activity. Lineage: Eukaryota; Metazoa; Chordata; Actinopteri; Siluriformes; Bagridae. The record is from RefSeq and is a predicted model, not a curated record. Gene Ontology annotation, biological process: mitotic spindle assembly checkpoint signaling; meiotic sister chromatid cohesion, centromeric. The transcript has 9 exons. The coding region runs from base 81 to 1361 and encodes 426 amino acids.
GAGCUGUCAGUCGUUCAAAUCUACACAGACAGAUAAAGACGUUGAGACGAGCUACAACGUCUGUCGGCUAUCAGCUAACGAUGGCAGAAGGAGAGGUGGAGUGGGAGUUAUGCAAAGAGAACAUCCAACCGCUGAGACGUGGCCGAGCCAUCUCCGCCCUGCACCAAGCACUCAGCCAGCAACAAGAGGGCACCUCUAGUGCCAUCAACCAACAAAAACAAGCAUACGAGUUAGAGCUCCGGAUGUACGAUGGAGAUGACCCUCUGGAUGUCUGGGAUCGGUACAUAAAGUGGACAGAGCAGACGUACCCACAAGGUGGUAAAGAGAGCGGGUUGUCUAUUCUUCUAGAAAGAGCAGUUAUGAAGUUUACAGAAGAAAAAAAGUAUCACAACGAUCCUCGUUAUGUGGACCUUUGGAUCAAAUUUACGGAAAGCUGUACUGAUCCACUGGAUAUCUACCGGUACAUGCAAGCUCAGGGAAUAGGGACAAUGCAGGCAUCUUUUUACAUCGCAUGGUCUGAAGAGUAUGAGAAAAGAGGAAAUCCACGGAUGGCUGACAGCAUAUUCCAGGAAGGUUUAAAGUGUAGGGCUGAACCUCUAGACCGACUACAGCAAUUUCACAAGGCUUUACAGGCCCGUGUGUGUAGGCAGAUGAUGACAUCAACGGUCGAUGAAGAAUCCGACGAUGAGCUUCUCGAGCCUCAGAGGGCUUCACUCGCAGAGUUGAAAGCCAAAGGAAAGAAAAAAGCUGUUGCUCCUGUCAAUAGGGUUGCUGGAACUAUUGGCUUUUCCCGGGGGCUGCAGUUUAAACAACCACUCGGACCAGGUCAGAACAGUCGACUCAUGAUAUUUGAUGAGAAUAAGGAGCACCCUGAGCCCCAGGAACUCAAAGAAAGUUGGGCAGCUCCUCCAACUGCUAAGGCCAAGGAGAAUGAACAGAAACCUGAUAAAUGGAGUAAUGCUAAGUUGCCACCGAAGUCCCGAUUCGGCCAUAGUGUCGUUGCUCCGCCGCCCAAGCCAAAUUUCCAGCCCUUUGUGGAAGAGAGUAAUCAGCCUCCUGUUGUAACUCCAUGUAAGAUCAACCCAGCAGUGAACACUGUACUAUCCGCCAGGAAGCCGCGUUGUGACGAGCAAACACCACUGAAGAGGCUACAAGAGCGGCAGCAGCACAUGCAGCUACAUCAGGAAGACGAGGACAAAAGUGGAGAGAAGAGCAUGUACUGCAAGGAGCUGCUGUUCAGCGGGGUCACCGAGUUUUCCUUCGAAGAACUGCGCGCUGAGCGAUUCCGCCAGAAAUGCAGCCAGAAAACGGACGCUGAAAGAAGCAACCAAGAAGAGCCUCAUACUAGUCAAAAGGACUGAACAGAGCAAAUAGUCAUAUUAGUGAUCGUAGAGACUCCGAGUCUAAGUCAGUGUUGUUUUUUUAUGUUAGUCCUGUUGUUGUACAGUAGUUAAAGAAGUAGAAUCUGAAGUCUUGCAAAAAGUCAUGAGUUGCUGUGCUGCGAUUGUUGGUAUUGUUUAAGUACCCGAGACCUUCUCGUUCAAAUAUACUGAUGCUCGACUGAUGACUAUUCCAGGUUUUUAUUUCUAUAGUUAUACUUAUUAAAGUGCUUUUGUACAUAUUCUUUUAUAUAUAAAACCACUCUCUCUAACUUGCCUUUUUUAUGUUGUAUUAGCAAUUAUGCUGCUGUCCAGUGUAAACCUUUUGGUACAACAUUCUAUUGCAGCUUGAUACUGUAUGGCCUACAUCUUGGAAACGCUUCACAAGAACCACGUUUUAAUAAACACAAGCAGAUUUUUCAACAGA